AUGACAGUUCCGGAUUCUGGUUCCAAAACGGCAGAAGACGUCGAAAAGACCGAUCGCAUUAUAUGCAGUUCUGCGGCUCCCGUGGCGGAAGACGACGAUGGCAUCCCCGACCCCGGGGCUGAGAGACGGCUGCUCCUCAAAUGCGACCUCCGGCUGAUCCCGAUCCUCGGGACGCUGUACCUCGUCUCCUUCCUGGACCGCUCCAACAUCGCCAACGCUCGGCUCUUCGGCCUCGAGAAGGACCUGGCGAUGCCGUCGACCGGCUUCAACAACUGCCUGUGGAUCUUCUACGUGCCCUUCAUCCUGGUGGAGGUCCCCAGCAACCUGUUCAUGAGCCUGAACAAGAUCAAGCCGAACCAGUAUCUCGCCGGUGCCAUGUUCAUCCUAGGCGUGGUGUCCAUGUGUCAGGGACUGGUCGGGAGCUACGGCGGGCUCCUUGCAUGUCGAUUCAUCAUGGGCAUCAUGGAAGCCGCGUUGCCCCCAGGUGCGGCUCUAUUAAUCGGCCAGUAUUACAAGAGACACGAGUACUAUCUUCGCUUCUCCUACUUCUUCUCCUUUGCGCUGCUUGGCAGCGCCUUUAGCGGUCUCCUCGCAUACGCCAUCGAGCACAUGAAUGGGCUGCAAAACUACGCGGCCUGGCGCUGGGUCUUCAUCCUCGAGGGCCUCCUGACCAUCUCCUUCGCCCUCGUCGCGUGGCUUGUCAUCCCCGGCUUCCCUUCCGACGCCACCUUCCUCGCCGCCCCCGAGCGCGCUCUCCUCCUCUCACGCCUCCGCCUUGACCGCAGCAACUCCGAAGACACCAAACUCAGCAGCGCCGGCCGGGCCCUCCUGGACUGGAAGGUCUGGGCCUUCACGCUGCUCUUCUUCUGCGCCGACAUGGGCGCCGCCUCCGUCUCCGCCUUCACGCCCACCAUCCUCCACGAGCUCGGGUGGACCGCCUCGCGCGCGCAGGUCAUGAGCAUCCCCGUGUGGAUGUUCAGCAUCGCCGGCACGCUCGCCGCCUCGUACGCCUCCGGGCGGCUCCCCGCGCGCUGGCCGCUCGUCCUCUUGGGCGCCGCGCUCGCGCUGGUCGGCUGGUGUCUGCAGUACGCCCAGGUGCGGCCGGCGGCGGUGCGCUACUUCGCGCUGUACCUGGUGGCGCUGGGCUCGGUGAUGCAGUUCCCGCUGCUGCUGGGGUGGCUGAGCGGCAACGUGCGCGGGCGCGCGCGGCAGGCGGUGGCGGGCGCGGUGCAGCUGGGCGUGGGAAACUGCGCCAACUUCGUGGCCAGCAACGUCUUCAUCACGCGGGAGAGGCCCAGGUACCCGACGGGAUUCGCGACGGGCGUGGGAAUCGCGACCCUGGGCAUCGUGACUCUGGUUCUGGUGACGGUGGUGCUGGCUUGGGAAAAUGGGCGGUUGCAACGACGGCAACACGAUGCAGAGGACGACGGGGGAGCUCAAGACAAAUAUCGUUAUCUGCUGUAA
This is a messenger RNA of Cordyceps fumosorosea ARSEF 2679, 1464 nucleotides long. Its product is annotated as Major facilitator superfamily domain, general substrate transporter. NCBI's taxonomy places the organism in Eukaryota, Fungi, Ascomycota, Sordariomycetes, Hypocreales, Cordycipitaceae. The record is from RefSeq and is a predicted model, not a curated record. Bases 1 to 1464 code for a protein of 487 amino acids. Gene Ontology annotation, cellular component: membrane. Gene Ontology annotation, molecular function: transmembrane transporter activity. The transcript has 3 exons. Gene Ontology annotation, biological process: transmembrane transport.